Molecule: messenger RNA, 424 nt
Organism: Suillus plorans
Lineage: Eukaryota; Fungi; Basidiomycota; Agaricomycetes; Boletales; Suillaceae
Exons: 2
Coding region: 75-275 (66 amino acids)
Cellular component (GO): peroxisome
Source: RefSeq, a predicted model, not a curated record
CGGACUACCUCAAGGCCAAUGCAGCUACACUAACGGCCGAUGAUAAGUCACGCUACGAUGCACAGAUCAUCUGCAUGAAGCAACUCCUCGAAAUUUUCGAAUCGAAAGAUUACGCUGACAACGACGACAAGACGAGACUUGAAAUCGUCGACAUCAUGGGCGAGCUUCAAAAACACGGGUCUCCCCCAGAGGAAAUCAUGGGCCCAUUGCCCCCCGGAUUGAGCAUGGGCGCUGACGGUAUGCCAAAUAUGCCAGAUAACUGUGUUAUCAGUUGAAUGCAUAUCGGCCGAGGGAAUGAAUAACUUUAAGGGAAUACCUGAGAGCAUGAUUCAAACCCCAAGCUAUAAAUGUAGCAUCAGAGGGCGAAGGGUCCGGAUGUCGAACUGACAUGAACCAAAAUCAGAACGUUGCUUUAAUAAGUAUA